CGAGCUCUGAGACUGAAGUCAGUCAGUCCAAAGAAACUUUCGUUACAGCAGCAGGCGAUACUCGCCCUUCUUCUGUGAAGAUUGAGCUGAACCAAAUAAUGUUAUGUUUUUCACACUAUGUGCUGAACGCCCACAAUGCCAGGAAAUAUUUAAGAACCGUGAUCUUUGGAAGAGCUUUAUCGGUUCCAGUGGAACCUUUAGAACUUACCGCCAUAUCGUUUUACACAAAACGCACAUAGACACCAAUGCAGCAAUAAGAGAAGAACUUGGGGACCGGAGCAUCACAGACCGCGCUUCGCUACAAUGCCCGUUCAAGCUCCACAAUGGACCGAGUUUCUGUUAUGUCCCAUCUGCACGCAAACCUUCGAGGAAAGCCACCGCAAACCCAUCAGCCUGGGCUGCGGACACACUGUCUGCAAAAUGUGCCUGAACAAACUGCACCGCAAGGCCUGUCCGUUUGACCAGACCACUAUCAGCACAGACAUCGAGCAACUGCCCGUCAACACUGCGCUGCUGCAGCUCGUCAGCGGACAGGUACCCAAAGCUUCCCCCGUGACGUUACUGACAGCUGCCGAGGACGUCAAACACUAUGAGGAGUCGCGCACGUGUGUGGAGGAUCUGGCGCUCUAUCUCAAACCCCUCAGCAACACCAGAGGUGCAGGUCUGAAUGGCGCAGCUCAGAGUGUCCUCAGCAGACCCAUGCAGAGGAAACUGGUGACGCUGGUGCACUGCCAGCUGGUGGAGGAGGAGGGCCGCAUCCGGGCCAUGAGGGCAGCCCGUUCCCUGGGUGAACGCACCGUCACAGAGCUAAUCCUCCAGCACCAGAACCCCCAGCAGCUCUCCUCCAACCUGUGGGCCGCCGUCAGAGCCAGAGGCUGCCAGUUCCUCGGCCCUGCCAUGCAGGAAGAAGCAUUGAAGCUGGUUCUCCUCGCUCUGGAAGACGGUUCAGCUCUUUCAAGGAAAGUUCUGGUCCUGUUUGUGGUCCAGAGACUGGAACCACGCUUUCCUCAGGCCUCCAAAACCAGCAUUGGACAUGUGGUGCAGCUCCUCUACAGGGCCUCCUGCUUUAAGGUGACUAAGCGUGAUGAGGACUCCUCCUUGAUGCAGCUGAAGGAAGAGUUUCGCACAUAUGAGGCUCUUCGUAGAGAACACGACUCUCAGAUUGUCCAGAUCGCAAUGGAGGGCGGCCUGCGCAUCGCCCCGGACCAGUGGUCUUCUCUCCUGUACGGCGACCAGUCCCACAAGUCCCACAUGCAGUCCAUUAUAGACAAGCUUCAGACUCCAGCAUCUUUCGCUCAGAGCGUGCAGGAGCUCACUAUUGCCCUGCAGAGAACCGGAGAUCCUGCCAAUCUGAACCGCCUCAGGCCUCAUCUGGAGUUGCUGGCCGACAUCGACCCCAGUCCAGAUGCCCCUGCGCCCACAUGGGAGCAGUUGGCUAAAGGGUUGGAGGCGGUACGGACUGUUGUUCAUGGACUGGUGGAUUUCAUCCAGAACCACAGCAAGAAGGGAGGGGAUCAGCAGCAGCCUCCUCAGCACAGCAAAUACAAGACCUACAUGUGCCGUGACAUGAAGCAGAAGGGUGGCUGUCCCCGUGGAGCGAGCUGCACCUUUGCUCACUCUCAGGACGAGCUAGAAAAAUAUCGUAAGAUGAACAAGCGUGUGGGGAUGCGUCGUCAGCUCAGUCAGUCCCUUACUCAGCUGAAUGAGCUGGAUCUGGGACUGUUGUCUGACGAUGGGCCGCCUAUUGAGGGUCUGCCACGCAAAUCCUCUUCCAUCACCAACGGGAUACUAGCGGCGGGACCUGGAUCCGCUCUAGCUCAUCUGGUUUCCAGAGGCUCGGACCCGUCUUAUGAGCCCACACACAAACCCACAAAGAUGGAUUCUGGUAGCCUCAGUGCUCCCGGCUCACCUCCAGACUCAUUGGAAUCCAUACCGAAACCAUCAAUGCUCAUGAAUGCCCAGUCCAGGAUAGCAGGCGACGGCGCAGUGGGACAGAAGCACUUGUCUGCAGUGCCUAGAGUUCCUCAGAUGUAUUCGUCACACCAGCCUGACCUGUAUUACUCUGAAACAAGAGCACCACCGCCACCAUCUGCCUCAUACGAAUCCUCCCAGUAUGCCACAGCUGGUAAUCCUUACCCCCACCAUCAUCGCUAUCCCCGUCAUCCUGCACCGGAUCCAGGAAUGUCGCCAUAUCCGGACUCUUAUCCCAACUCAUACGUCUCGAAGCACCAAUACACCAACCCUAGCGCUCAUUACGGAUACCCUUCACGCCAUGACAACCGAUGCCACUCACCCUACGCUCAUCCCCAAACAUUCGCCCCACGUGAAGAGCUAGUCCGAAGGAGUCCAGACAUCCCUCCCCCCUUACAACCCCAAAACACCAGCACCUCAUAUCUACCCGAAUCUGCUCAGGAGAGAUACACCACUGACUCCUAUAACCACCCCAGCCAGAUCAGGAAUUAUCACAGGAAUGCCUAUCCUCGAGCUCAGCACUCACUGGACUACCUGCACCGGCGCAGAAAAGAGAUCAUGGCCCAGCUGGAGGAGAGGAAGGUUGUUUCUCCACCGCCUUUCGGCUCUUCACACUCCUAUGACCCGGGCUACCCUCAAGAUAUGAGGGCACAGAGAGACUACAUUGAGAACACGCACGGAUUUGGACACUUCCGGGAACCGGACUACACUGCCUCAUAUUCACCAUGGUUAUGUGACACCAUCGGUUCUUACAUCGGCAGCAAAGACAUGAAGUCCAAAGAGGGCAUGCACUCCAUGGACGCACAAAAUGUAGAGAAAGGCAAAAGUCUGCGAGUGCACGGCUUGGAGCUUCAACGCAGAGCGACAGAAGUUAAAGACGACGACCCCAUCAUUCCCUUUGGCUCUCUGCCGACCGUGUCUCGUUUCGGAGCCAUUUCGCGCACAUCUAAACUGGGCUUCCCGCCAAACAGUCCAAUGCCACCCUUGCCAAACUCUGCCAAGCACACCGCUGAUUACACUUAUGCGAACCACAGUGGGUGGAGCGGUGACUCCUACCAGGCACACCAAACGUCUCAGGGCCACUUCAGCGAGCGGUCCAGUUUAUCUCCUGCCGUACAGGCCCGCGAGCAGCUGAGGAUGGAGCUACAGCAGGUCAACCAGCAAAUCAGCCAACAGACACACCCUCGCCUGGAGAACUCCAGCUCAGUGAUGUCCCAAGCAUCUCGGGUGGACUGGAGCUCUGGGAAUUUGUCCAGCGAGCAGCUGAGUUUCGAGCUGCACCAGGUGGAGAAAGAGAUCAACAAGAGGUCACAGGAGAUGGAGAACCAUGAUGGCAAAUACAAGCGGAUCUCAGUCGAAAACGGACCAGAUGAACAUCUUCUGCAGCGAGAUGAGCAUCAACUGAGUCUGAGUGAGGGCUCCAAUGGUUCCAUGAGUUUGGUCCAGGACUGUGGUCUCGUCAGCAGCAGCAUGUCCUCACUGACCAGCAAGACGUCCUCGCUCAGCUUGUCCUCUGAACAGGUGGCCAGCAGCCCCGAUCUGCCCAAGAAUGGAGUCGUUCACUCUUAGCCGGCUCAUAUUCUACCUCAUAUUCCCCUUCCACAACCUCUGGAGCACCCGGUUUGCUCUCCUGUCCCAGGUUAACAUUGCUGUAUAACACCGUUCAUUCGCUUAAUCCUGAACGUUAGCUUCAUCCGCUGACCCUCAAACACCCUUCAGGCAAUUAUGGGUGGGAUUUACUGUGCAUAGACAUGCACAGUCAUGCCCUGAUUGAGUUUCACAGCAGUAUCUGCUGUUGAGUAUCUUCUUCCUGUUUGUAUUCACCGCUUUCCUUUUUUCAUUGCCUUGUAAAUCAGGCUAAAUCUGAAAUAUCCUCAGUCUUAAGCAGCGUGAUCUCUUUAAGGAUCAGCAAUCCACUUGCGUUUUUUUUUAUCAUGUGAUGCUACAUUUUCAGUAGUUACGCUUUUUGUUUGUGCUUGGUGUGGCGUUUACACUUCUGUCAGAGUUUACAGUGUUCAGAUUCAGAUCUUUCUUUUAUGUUAGCUGCAGGCUUGCUGCAUAUUCAAGCAUUUUGAUACAUCAUAAGGGUCGAAACAAUUUUCAUAAUUUAGGCUUCAAUUUUUUUUCUAGUCACUAAAUUGACCUCAAUUGCUCUCAUGCCAAGAAAGCCAAGUCUUAAUAGGGCUCUUGUAUUGUUUUCAGUGCGUUAAACUGCACCGCCUGUGGGAUUUCGAUUGAACCACCUGUAAUCAUCAUCAUCAUCAUCAUCUUCUUCCUCUGCUGUAAUGUCCUCAGGGAUGCAUUAUUUUUGGACGUGAAUAGAAAUAACAAUCCAGGUCACUCUGCUUAGUUUGUAGUGGGUAUAGUUACAUUUUUCCAUCCUGAGGAUGGAAAGAAGCCCACUGUGGUGAUGCAUAAAGCUGCAUUCUGUUGUAAGAAUGUGUAUAAACUAUUCUUCACUUUGUCAGUGAAGUUACGACCCACAUUUUUUUUAUAUAUCUGCUCUGUGUUUUGCCUCAAAAGAUGUGGUUCAGAGCUAAAUGAAAGACUUUGAUCUAGUCGUAAUCGCCUCAAGACUUUCCUUCAUUCUGUUUCAUCUUUGAACAUUGUUUUGAUGGGCUGCUUCAAUCGAAUUUCCCUAAAGGCUGGGCUUUCAAACAUGUACAUGACAGCCUUUUUAGGUUUACUUUAAACACUGGAGCUUCUUUACUCUGUGUUAGUGUCAGAUGUCUUACUGGAGACAUAAAACAGCGAGCCAAACAACUGGACGAAAGUAUUUUGCAUUAUUAUUUUUUGUUCUGACCCAACCAAAAAUUUAGUUUGUAGUUCUAUCAGCCGCAUUGAGCUCUGGAGAUCCACAAAAAGUCAAUUCUCUGAUGUUUUUACUAGCCGUUUGGUGCAUGAAAACGUCAAGAGCAGCAGCCAAAAAUCGAACAUUCUGUUGUUGGGUUGAAACGUUUGUGGAGUCUGUUGAAUUUUCCCACCUUCUCUGCGUAGAUUUUCUUGGAAAAUGGUAAAGCAAUUUAUAAAGCAAAUUAUACACAAGUAUAAAAUUGAAGUCGCAUUACUUUUAAUUAAAGUAAAAAACAGAUUUUUCUGACAUCAAUAAAGCAGCAGAUUGAUUAAAACGCUUGCACUGUAAUCUCAAACCUGCAUUCUUCCAUGUAGAUCUCUUUCUCGGUGGUGAAAUCUCAUCAUUUAGGAAACACUGUCAUGCCUCAAUAACUUAGCUUUAUGUUGUAAGUUAGUUUAUUUUUGAUUGUUUUUUUUGUCUGCUAGCAUGUAAUGGUCUCUUGAGACAUCCUACCGCAACCUUAAAAGCACCUAUUUUGGUGGAAAUUCUCUUAAGUUGGAGUUAAAUUCUAUUUUUUUGUUUGAAUUUGUAUGGUAUUACUGUGGCUUUGGUCUGAGCUUUGGACAUUUUAAGCAAUCGUCAAGAUUGGAAAUUGCAAUUUUGUUUAGGUAAUAGAACUGUGGUGCACAGUGUGGAGAAAUCUUUUCAAAUUGAUUACGAACUGUACUCAAAGGCGAACUCGUGUUAAAACGCUCUUGUAGGAAUUUGUAGGAUCUAGAAAAUGUCCUAGGUUCACUUGGGUAAUGUCAUGUUUGUUUUGUUUUAAAGGAACACCUCUGUCUUUAUCUCAGGGUUGAUUUUAAGUGUAUUUGGGUGUAAACGUCUGUCGCAGUGCGCACGCUUUGUUUUUGUUUUGUUUUUCAGGACUGCAAUUGUCGCUCAACCAGUUUCGAGACUUGAAGACUUCAAGACUGUGCCUUUAUGUAGAUCCGCAGUUAUUCAUGCGUCUGGGGUGUAGAUGUAGCCGAACCAUUCUUAUUUAUAAUAUUCCACUCUCCUCAGUCUUCUAAGUCAGCAUUUAUAUUAAAUGAUCUUUUCGUAUCUGCAGGCUUUCAGAACGCCAAACUGAGUACUGCCUAUCCUUUCUGAGACAAAGGAAUUUAUUGCCAGGUCAUUCGUUUUUGUAGCCAUUUUGUGUAUCUUUGUGAGUUCAAGUAUUUAAGCAUGUUUCAUGGUGUGAUGGUGGUUGUUUGAUGUUAGGCUUCUUUGAAGAGUCUGAAUUGGAAAAGGAAAACAAGGACAGCCUGUGUGUUAUGUCAUAGUUUGAUAUCAAUAUUCAGAGAGGGAGUAUUAAGGUUCAUUUUUAGGCAUUGGAGGUCUAAUGAUGCAGAUAAGCAAAUCAAGGAUUACUCUGUUUUCAUAAAUGCCAUUAAAACAAUCCGCGACAGUUCUUUUGUACCUAAAGUAAGACUGAUUUUAAAAAAAAAUUCAAUGUUUCCUUGAAUGAAACGCAGAUUGUAUGAGCUCUUGCAGAAGGGCUCAAUUUAUUGUGGUUUUAAAAUUAUGUAUUUUAAGUCAGCCAUACGAAAACCAUCUUUUUAAAACUAUUGUUGCAAAGCAACAUUUACACGAUCACCCCAUGACCAAUGGGAAUCACUACCGAUUUGAAAAGGGAACCAAAAUGUUUACCUGGAUGAAUCACAUGAAACCUUCACCUCAUAGCAAAUGUUUUUGCGUCCCAUGAAAUGAAGCCUGUUUUUGUGACCUUUAUUUUUAUUGCUUUCUGAAUAAUAGAACAAAUUCAAAGUACUGAUAUGUCAUAUGUAUAGUACUUCCUUUAUACCUAAUUUAUUAUAAGAAAUUGUUUUUUUUAAAGUAAUGAGAAGGCAAUAUUUUUCCACAUUAUGUCACAGUAAUGACAUGUUAUAGAGUAAACUUGCAAAAAAAAAUUCCCAAAAUGUGCUGAAUUUUAAUAUAGAAAAUGUUUUUGUUACUGUAAUGCAGUAAUGUGAAUGCAAUAAUCUUCCACAUUGUGGUAAUGACAAUUUUAGGAAAUAAACGGACUCAAUUAUCACAAAAUGUUACUACAGUAAUACAGCUUGUGCAUUCACGUCAAGAAUAUGAUAUAUUUGGAAUUAAAUUGGACAAUUGUCUAAUCAUGUUUAUAGUACUGCCUUUAUAUUAAUACUAUAAAAAGAAAUGCUGCUGCUGAUUUUACUGUAAUGAGUAUUACGGUAAUGAGAAUGCAAUAUUUUUCAUGACAUUUUAGGUAGUAAACUUAAAGUUCUUAAAAAUAUGCUUAAUUUCAAUAUGAAAAGUUGCAGUUUUGUUAUUGUAUUAUGGUAAUGAUAAAGCGCUUUGGGUUUUAGAAAAGCGCGUUAUAAAUCAAAUAUAUUAUUAUUAUUAUUAUUAUUAUUAUUAUUAUUAUGAGUAUGCAGUAUUUUUGUGCGUCAUAAAUUAUGUUUUAGGAAGUAAAUUGGACAAUCGUCUCAAUUUUAUUUCUAAAAGUAUGCUUCAUUUUAAAAAGUACUGAUACAUCAUAUUUAUAGUACUGCCUUCAUAUCAUUAAUAUUAUGAAAAGAAAUGCUGCUGCUGUUUAUACUGUAAUGAGCAUUACUUUAUUAUGGUAAUGAGAACAAUUUUCUAUAUUGUGAAUGACACUUUAGUCAGUAAACUGCCUCAUAAAUCACAAAGAAAUCCCAAUGUGUUUUAUUUGAAUAUAUAUUUUAUUUUUGUUAUUAUAUUGUGGUUAUGAAAAUGCAGUAUUUUCCCCAUUUUGGUAAUGGAUAAAAUAGAAAAAUAAAGUUCAAAAAUGUGCUUCAUCUUCAAAACAAAAAGUUUUAUCUUGAUUUCGAGGCAAACAGUUUCAUGCGAUUCCUCCACCCAGUGCUGACUUGUAAAAAUAAAUUUAUAUGUUGUAUUUAUGAUCAGUGUCUAAUGAAAAACCUCAAGUGUUUCCUCAUUGGAACUCAUUUUCGUAUUGUGAUUUUUACCUGCAUUUUGAAAUGCGAAUGUAGUGCUAAUUAGUGUCAAAAGUCAUACAAAUGAGAAUAUAGGAAGGGUUGAAAUUUGACACUUAGUGCCUGAAACACCAGAGACUGUAGUAUGUUUUCCCACACAGAUAAAUGAUUGAUGGUACAUAUUGUUCCCUGAUCUCAAGGGGAAAGUAUGCGUCGCGCACAUACACACGAGAAGUCGCAACGUUACUUGAAACCGAUGGUUGUGCACAAAUUCAGGCUUUAGUGUUUUAGCUUAUAGCUGUAGGACGUAGUUUUGAAAUGGAUGAUUGCGUGUUUGUGUCCAAAGAGAGUGCUGUCCACCUCAUUUCUGUACGUUUGUUCCCACUGAAACUCAUUGCUUGCACUCAUGUAUUGACUGUUUUUCGUGAGAUGGGGUGUUGCGUUGUGGUCUUUAUACCAUGAUUCCUAACAUCGGGAUAUAUAAUUGUUUUUGAUGAUUUCUCCCAUGUUAUCUCAUGAUAGACUGCUUAAAUUAAGGUACACUUUUAACUUCAACCUGAAUAAGAAAAUAAAUGUUUGUAUAUUAUACUCCAUUAUGGAAUGUUUAGAAUAUUUCUCCAAUGUGGAUGUAGUUGUAAUACCUUUUUUCUCUUUGUACAAGAAUUCACUGUGUGAAAUUUUGGAUUGCAUUUUUGUAUAAUACAAUUGCUUUUCUUCUUUGAGAGGGCAGGGGGUAUUACUAACUGGAUUUUUGAAUUAGAUAUUGAAAAAAAAAACUUGAAAAAUUAUUUAAUAAGAAAUGUAUUUUAUGUGCAGCAGUGAUUCUGGCAUGGAUUAUGAUUAAAUGAUAUUGUAAACCA
This is a messenger RNA of Danio aesculapii, 8585 nucleotides long. It is a transcript of the gene rc3h1a, whose product is annotated as ring finger and CCCH-type domains 1a. The transcript has 20 exons. Lineage: Eukaryota; Metazoa; Chordata; Actinopteri; Cypriniformes; Danionidae. The record is from RefSeq and is a predicted model, not a curated record. Bases 304 to 3540 code for a protein of 1078 amino acids. Gene Ontology annotation, molecular function: metal ion binding.